Messenger RNA from Laccaria bicolor S238N-H82, 975 nucleotides. RefSeq lists its product as uncharacterized. The record is from RefSeq and is a predicted model, not a curated record. Lineage: Eukaryota; Fungi; Basidiomycota; Agaricomycetes; Agaricales; Hydnangiaceae. The coding region runs from base 1 to 975 and encodes 324 amino acids. The transcript has 7 exons.
AUGACUUCGCUGCCAACCAAAGUUCCUGAGAGACUUCGAAAUCUCGCGCACGCCGCUGACAAGGGCGAAGACGUUGGGAAGAGCAUGAUUAAUAUUCGAAUUCUUGGCUACCUUAUACACUUUGUUCCGACAGAUCAAGGAUUGAAAACGGUCGUCGAAGAGAUCUCCUCGUGCAAGGAUGAUUUUGCCCUUCUUAAUGUCGGGAAGAUGUAUUAUGAUCAUUAUAUUAGGGCGUUUAGAACCAACAGAGGCCACAUACCAACGCCCUCCAAUCAUGAAUCUCGACCCUCGUUUGAUAAGAUAGCAGAUAUGACCAAGACAACCAUGGUACUAAUGGCUCCUCAAUCCCACGCUGAUGCCAAAAAGAAUGUUUCUCUUUCUGCUUUUAUUCGUGAUGGAUAUCGCUGUGUUGUGACUGGGAAAUACGACUCACUCUCGGUAAGGGACAUUCGAGAGCUGAACGACAUUGUUCGUUCGGAUACCAGUUUGAGGAGGGAAUCGACGAGGUGUGCACACAUAUUCGCUGAAUCCACGAACUCAUCCAUCGAACCAGGCUCGGCUAAACGGGACCAUGCUGCCACAAUUGCAUCGUUUGGAAAACGUGGUUACGUGAUGACUUUGGUCCCUGGAUUUCAUGCGGAUUUCGAUGAGUUAAUGGUUUGGUUUGUUGCAACAGAUGAAGAGAACAAAUAUACGCUACAAGCGACAGACCCCACCAUCCUACGUGGCUAUCCGGAAUAUGUUACAUUCACCACGCCAGAUACAGUCAACCUUCCGGUUCCAUCUCCAACUUACCUCGCUAUACACGCUGCAUGCGCCAAGGUCGCGCAUUUAUCAGGAGCUGCUGAACGUAUCGACAAGUUCGACCGAGAUAUGGAGGACGGGACAACCCUCGAACCGAAUGGCGCCUCUGCCGAGUUGUUGGAAUAUGCCAUCUCUAAACUACAGGCAGCUGGAUAUGAGAUCACUGUUUGA